Molecule: messenger RNA, 2943 nt
Organism: Solenopsis invicta (red fire ant)
Lineage: Eukaryota; Metazoa; Arthropoda; Insecta; Hymenoptera; Formicidae
Gene: Inx7
Product: innexin inx7
Exons: 8
Coding region: 638-1897 (419 amino acids)
Biological process (GO): phototransduction
Cellular component (GO): plasma membrane; gap junction
Molecular function (GO): gap junction channel activity
Source: RefSeq, a predicted model, not a curated record
UCAAUUUCACCAAGAGCUGUUGCGCCCCAAGAAAGAUACUUAUUCCUCGCAAACACUUUUUUUUUAAAUUUUAUCGUUCAAUUAUUCGUAGUUGUGCUUCAACAGCUCUUUCGCGCUGAUAGACCACAACAGCUGGGUCAUAGGUCGAUGUCUCUCCCAGCACACUCUCCGCAAGAGAAUUGUCGUUGAAAAAUCGUGAAUCAAUAUCAAUAUUACAGUCUCAUUAUUUCUUCGACCCGCAGUUAUGGCUGUGCCUUCUCGCGUCAACUUCGCGCUAUCUUCUCUUAUCUGAGCGAAUGAAACGCGUUUUAACAAUAAUAAUACUGCCACUCUCGAUAAUAUCAAGUUUUGUUGAACGUCUAGGGUGCUGCGUAAUCGUCAUUUCUGAUAACAGUUGCGAGAUUGAUGCUUUCGUGUAUUCAGUACGUUCUCGAUCGGUACUGUUUGUGGAUUACAGAGCGUCGCGCUUUAUUCACGCGCUUCAAUCCGGUUACGCAGUUUGGGAUAUCUCGGUAACGCGAAAGUUCGCUCUUGCAUCGACGACGAGUUCGCAACUUCGUAAAUUGGAGUGCACGGGGCAACAAACGGAAACGUUAACUUUCUUUACUUCCGGAAAAGCUGCGGAAAUUCAACCAACAUGGCGCCUGGCACCGUGCUCGCUGCCUUCUCGGUCCUUAAGGAUCACGUCAAACUCAAAGUCAAUCAGAACUCGGUAGCCAUUGACAAUAUCGUUUUCAGAUUACAUUAUAGAGCUACAUUUUUAUUCUUUCUCAUUGCGUCCAUUCUGGUCACCUCCAGACAAUUUAUUGGAGAACAUAUAAGGUGUAUCUCCGGCAAUGGUGUGGCAUCUCAUGUCAUCGAUACCUUUUGCUUUUUCAUGUCUACAUAUACCGUGGUGAAGCAUCUGAAUGCUACCGCGGUAGAGCAGGGCGAAUUACCGCAUCCGGGCGUUGGACCAUCUGCCAAAGACGACCCCAUCAUACACCACGCUUAUUACCAAUGGGUGCCCUUUAUUCUGUUCUUCCAGGCGCUCCUCUUUUACCUGCCGCACUACCUAUGGCGGAAAACGGAAGGCGGUCGGUUGAGCAUGUUGGUGACAGGAUUGCACUUGGCAACUUUGUCAUUAAAUGAAACGGAGAUGAAGGUGAACGACAACAUGAAGAUACCAUCGAAAAAAGAGCGCGACGAGAAGAUACAACAGAUUCGCACCGCCUUUAUAAAUCGCUUGCACCUGAAUCGACCGUGGGCGUACAGUCUGAUUUUUUGCGAGCUCUUGAAUUUCAUAAACGUGGUCGUGCAAAUUUACUUGACCGACUGGUUCCUCGGAGGAGCUUUCAAAGGUCUCGGCCGGUGGGUUUCUCAGCCAGCGUCUAAGGAUGAAGUGGACCCACUUGAUAUAGUGUUUCCAAAGGUAACCAAAUGCAUUUUUCAUAAGUACGGUCCUUCUGGCACCAUACAAAAGCACGACGCGCUGUGUGUGAUGGCACUGAAUAUCGUUAACGAGAAGAUCUAUACGGGCCUUUGGUUCUGGUUCAUCGCACUGGCAGUGAUAACCGGUUUGGGAUUGGUUUGGAGAUUACUGACCAUGUUCCUUCACUCAAGGAGUACGUCAUUCAACAAACUCGUGUUCUCCAUGGCGUGCCCUGGAAAGUACAAUCCGUGGAACGUACUCAGGGUCACUCACGAGUACUACUUCGGCGACUGGCUGUUUCUCUAUUACAUAGCAAAAAAUCUGGAUAAUUAUAUAUUCAAGGAACUCCUUCAGAGUUUGGCGGAGGACCUGGAGAACAGGCAUCUCGCGCGUUACAAGAUCCUACCACUGGACGUGGAGCAAGAACUGAAGAAACAAUGGGAGGACAAGCCUCUCGUGAAGGAGAACGAAUAUAAAAUAGCUUAAUCUUAAGUAAUUAUCUGAAUUCCCACGAGAACAUCGGCAGAAGGUCAACGACAAGUUUAAUAGAGAAAUAUAUCGGAUAGAUAAAUCUGCUCCAAUUGCGCCCGAUUUUAUAACAACGCGACCGAUCAUCGUGUAAAAUUCACGCAAUUACAGCUCGGAUCGCUGUGUCGCGUGCAAAAAUGCAGCAUGUACGAGAAACGAAUAGCGAAAAGCUAUAUAUUGCGCACCUGCACGGACAAACAAUCGCGUGCUUUCACACGCGUAUUAUAGCGCUGCCAAAUUACGUCUUUAUACAUAAACGUAUAAUAAUUUAGCCGCGAUUUACUACGAUUGUAGAAUAAUGCGUCUCGCGUGCGUCGCGGAAUCGCAUUCGUAGUGGAGUACGCGCGCGCAACGCAUGACAUAACUACUCAGUCGAUAGUCUUUUAACUGCCUCGUCCGAAGGAUUCACGUGUACGUUACGCGCGAUCGUAUGUCGAGCACAUGCGCGUGCGAGCUGUAUACGUACGUAAAGACGUCCGUACGUUGCACCAAUCCGAUAAACGGGCCCGACGAUAGUUCGGAGUCGUUAAGUCGUUAAGGCCUCUGAAAUUGUGUCGCGGCCUAGUAUCGAAACAGUUGAAGCAGUUCGAUACAUUUUUAUGGCACGACUCUCUUACCGGAGCUGCUCUCGCAAGAAUUAUUACCAUUCACGUAUCUUUUAUCAGUCGUUCGAAAAUAUCGUCUCGACAAAAGGCUCGUGUAUUCAUUUCAUGUUUAAUACUUUUCCAUCGACAUCUUCGACAUGUCUUUACGAUAAUAAAGCUUCACGUGAAAAAUCAUUUUCGUCUAGAUUUUGAUUCGUCUAGAUCUUGUUGUAUAAAAACCAUGUUUUCUUUCUUUUUGUAAUAAUUGUAAAAUAUUGUCUAAAUGUUGCAUGACCGAGAUCAGCAUAAAUUAAAUAUCCUUAUUAAAUAUCCUUAAAAUAUUUAUGCUACAAUAAAACGCAGCGCUUAUAUAAGUUGUAAAAUCUUACAAAAUGCAAAUGCUGUCAAUAAAUAUUUAUA